AUGGCCACCGCAUUCUCGUUGCGCGCUGCGGCCCCGGCCUCCGAUCCACCUCGGGCAAAGGCGGAUGCGCCAUCGAGCGCCGUGGUCGGCAAGUCCGACGGUCAUGAGGUCUUGCUGUUUGAAGCUCUUCGUGAGGCCUUGAUAGAAGAGAUGAAAUUAGAUCCAACAGUGUGCGUGUUUGGUGAAGAUGUUGGUCAUUAUGGUGGUUCUUACAAGGUGACAAAAGGUUUGGCUGAUAUGUUUGGAGACCUUCGAGUUCUGGAUAUAUUGCUGAGAACUCAUUUACUGGCGUGGGAGUUGGAGCGGGAAUGA
Molecule: messenger RNA, 312 nt
Organism: Miscanthus lutarioriparius
Lineage: Eukaryota; Viridiplantae; Streptophyta; Magnoliopsida; Poales; Poaceae
Source: the annotation of a GenBank genome assembly